AUGGUGAGGUCCCUCAGUGCUCUUUCUCCCGCGCCUUCUUCUCUGGGAGUCGUCGCGAACGAUGCACGAAAGGCUAAAUCACAGCCGUCACACACCAACCUCGACUGGCACAUCGAUAUCCCCGUCUUAGCACCAGUGGUACAGAGCACAUACCGGCCCCUGAACGAAGUUCCAAUCAACUACCAAGGCCAGCAACUUUUUCAGCUGGACGAAAUCAUUGGGGAGCACGAGAUCGACCAUGUUCUUUACUAUUACGCGCGUUGGAAGCGUGGCUUUGCGUCCAGAUUCCCUGCAGAGGGUUUGCGGGAACAGCUUCCGGAGGUAGUCGCAUCCUAUUUGAAACGCAAAAGACGCGGGGAAUUUGAGGACUUCGAUCCUUCAGGCAAGGAUGUGCACCCCACAUCUCGUCUACGAAAGGAAGUCACAGUCAAUAAACGCAAGAGUUCUACUGCCUAUAGCAUGAUCUCAGGUAGUUCAUCCCGCAGCAAACUGGAUGAAGCUUCGAGCGAGGAUGUUGAAGACAGUGACGACGAAUAUGAGCGGAGCUUGCGGCCAUCUCGUAGAAUCCUUCGAACAAGGGCAGUGAAGGCGCUCCCCUUCAGCCCUCGCAAGACGAGAGCGCAAGAUACUACACACGGCUCGAGCAUCGACAAUGACUGGAAGGGUGAAGAAAGCGAGGAAGAUCAGCCGAAGCGCCGUUCUACACGAACCCGGAAAGUUAGUAGGUUUGAUACAGCGAAUUAUGAGGAUUCCGACGCGAUGGACGUGGACAGCGGCUCCGAAGCACCGCGUUCUUCAAGAUUAAAGAAGAAGCCCAGGCAUGGAAAGGCGUCUCGACCUGCGUACGGUAGUUUCCGUUCUGUGGAAGACCUUGGGUACGACCUCUGCUCCGACGAAGAGACCGCGCCCCUCAGGAGGCAUCGCGACUUCUGUGAGAAAUGUCAUCGCCAGCCAGCUCAUAUCCUCUUGAACAACUUGAAACGGAAGAAGACAAAAGGCAAGCGGAAGAGAAAGGAUGGCGACCUUGAAGAAGAGUCUGGUGAGGAAGAGGAGAAGCUAACGCAUCUUGGAGGAUGGGUGCGGUGUUUGAAGUGUCCCAUCUCUGUUCACUGGCGCUGCCUUUCUAGCGCUCAAAGGGACGAAAUACUGAAAGCUGCUCGGGAACGCGAUCGCGAAGAAUGGCGCAGCAGUCAAGCACACGACGAUAAGAAGCCAGGGUUGGAACCGCAGCAAAUAACAGAAUUUAUAUGUAGUUCAUGCAUGAAAGGGGGCAUCUGCAUGGGCUGCAUGGGCACAGCCCUGGAGCCCGAUCCAAGCUUGAAUAAACCAACCCACGAAGGGACUCAGGCGCAAGACUUAAAGCCGGUUGUUGACGAGGACGUGGCCAUGGAAGACGCGUCAAAAGUCGCAACCAAACCGGUCGAUCAAGGGACUUCCGAUCGCCUCCUCUUCCGAUGCAUCCUUUGCAAGCGACUCGCUCACUAUGAACAUCUUGCCCGACCGCCCGACCUCGAUGCUGACGCGAGUGUCGUGGAAGUCGCGACCUGGUUGCAAGAUGAACAUUGGAGGUGUUCAGACUGCUUGUCGUUCCAGGAUAAAGUAGAGCAUGUCCUUGCUUGGCGACCGUACCCUCCUAACGCAGUGGAGCCCCCUCGUCCUUCUGACGAACCUCCGAAUGCUAAAGCAUCGCUCCCAAGGGAAUAUCUUGUCAAGUGGGUCGAUCGAAGCUACAAACGCGUUCAGUGGGUGCCGCAUAUGUGGCUAGCUUCCACCCACUUCUCCAAGCUCAAAAAUUUCUUGGUUGGUGGCACGAAGGUAGAUCUACUCCAGGAGCCUUUCGGGGUCGGAGAACCUAUUGAGGAAGCUCAGAAGGUGGACGGUCCGUCUGCUCUGAAAAUCCCUGAGGAAUCUCGCGCCUCGUCUUCUAAACCUGGUACCGAGCAACACACCUCAUCUCCUGGAUACCUCGUAAAUGCCGAACAGUAUAUCCCACCUCUUUGGUCGACAGUUGAUCGCGUUCUGGACCUCGUCGUAUGGAGCCCCAUGCACCUUAGGCACGCUCAGAAGUCAGAGGCCAAGAAGUCUCGUCGCCGCCUCGUCAAAUCCAGAGACGAAGAUGAAGAAGACGAAGAAAUGCAUGGCGAAGAGAACGAGGAAUCGCUAAUGGCGUUUAAUGAGGUAUUUAAACAUGGUAACAACCCCCCGGAGAAGGACUCCGAGACGCUUGAAGAGUGGGAGGAGCGGACAGGACAGAUAUUUUCUAUGGAGGACAUCAAGCGUGUCGUCUUUGGUUUCUUUAAGUGGUCAGAUCUAGGCUACGAUGAUGCCACCUGGGACUCGCCGCCUCGUCCUGAAGAUGCUUCUUGGCCGGCUUUUGUGAACGCGGUCAAACGAUUCAUUGCUUCCAGGACCGUGUUCAUUAAGAAAGGCACCAAAUCCGUACUCGAUCGCAAAGGCAAAGGUUGGGAACACAACGGAUAUAUGAAGCAGCACCGGAACGAUGUCAAGACACUCGACAUAGGGCAGGAUCCUUCAUUCAAACUUAUGGAUUUUCAAGUGAACGGGUUCAACUGGUUGUGUAAUAACUGGUGGAAUGGCCAGCACUGCAUUUUGGCUGAUGAAAUGGGUAAAACCGUCCAAAUCGCAAGCUUCCUGGGUCAUAUUAUCGAUAAAUUCGAUGCCUCUCCCGCCCUAGUGGUUGUUCCUAAUUCUACUUUACCAAACUGGGUCCGCGAAUUCGAGCGUUGGGCACCGAACCUCAGAGUUGUCCCUUGGUAUGGGGAAGCGCGUGCUAGGGAUGUCAUCAAGAAGUACGAACUCUUUCACAAAGACGUCAAUACCAGCAGAUACACAGAUGCCAAGUUUCACGUUCUUGUGACUACUUACGAAGCUGUCAUCAGCCCCAAGGAUUUCGGACCCAUUUUCAAGAAGCAACCUCGCUGGGAAGUCUUAAUUGUCGACGAGGGUCAACGAUUGAAAAGCGACGCUAGCCUUCUUUUCCGCAAGUUGUCAGAGUUGAACACGAUACACAGGAUCAUCAUGACGGGAACACCAUUGAAUAACAACAUUCGUGAAUUGUUCAAUCUCAUGAACUUCUUGGAUCCCAUCGAAUGGAACGACCUCGGAGCUCUUGAGAAGGAAUACGCCGAACUGACCGAUGAACUCGUCAAAGAGCUGCACAUAAAACUCCGGCCAUAUUUCCUCCGUCGUAUCAAGAGCGAAGUUCUCGAGCUCCCUCCUAAGAACGAGGUCAUCGUCCCUGUGUCAAUGACGCCCCUGCAGAAGGAGAUUUAUCGAUCCAUAUUGAGUCACAACCUCGAUAUCUUGAAGGGCCUCACGGUCAACGGGCCUUCUGCAGCCGUUUCUGCCAAGAAAAGUAGGCUGACGAAUUUGCUCAUGGAAAUGCGAAAGUGUCUUCAGCAUCCUUAUAUAUACGCGAGCGAUAUCGAACCAACCAACCUCACUCCUCAAGCAACGCACGAGAAAUUGAUCGACGCAAGUGCAAAGUUCCGGCUACUGAAGCAGCUCCUUCCAAAACUUGAAGCCCGGGGCCACCGCAUACUUCUAUUCAGCCAGGCAACCCUUGAUGUCAUUGAAGAUUUCGUGGUUGGUGAAGGGUACAAGUGUCUGAGACUCGACGGCAAUACGAAAUCUCGGGACAGACAGAAGAAUAUGGACGAAUUCAACAAACCCAAUUCAGAAUACUUUAUCUUCCUCCUAUCGACGCGCGCAGGGGGCGUUGGGAUCAACCUAUAUAGUGCAGACACAGUUAUUAUAUUUGACCCAGAUUUCAAUCCUCACCAGGAUCUGCAAGCCAUUGCCCGUUCACAUCGUUUUGGACAACAGAAAACAGUGUUGGUCUUUAAGUUGAUGGUUAAGGACUCGGCGGAAGAGCGCAUCAUGCAAAUGGGCAAGAAGAAACUCGCCCUGGAACAUCUUAUUGUCAAGAAGAUGGAAGACGACGACUCUGCCGGAGAAGACAUACAUUCUAUUCUCACAUAUGGAGCCAGGGCUCUCUUUGAUGACAGCGAAGGAGCUUCCAAGGAUGUCAUAUACUCGGAUGCCGACAUUGACAAACUGAUUGAGCGGACGGAGAAGGAGACUCAGGUAGUUGAAAAGAAACCCGAGGGCGGGCUUUCUUUUGAAUUUGCCAAAAUCUGGUCCGCAGACAAAGACAGCUUGGAAGAGGUCCAGGAAACGGAUGGGAAUGACAAUUCGUGGUCGCUUACUUUGCAGAAGAUAGCAGCUGAACAAGCCUCCGCGCGAGUUGCUGAAAAGGCGUCGGGGCGUGGUGUGCGUCGGAAGGCAACUAAUGUAGCAGGGCCUGAUGCGUAUCGGGAGAAUCCUCCGACCCCCGUGAAGUCGAAGAAGGCAUCCAAGAGUCUGUCCGAUGGUUCAGAUUACGGUGCUGCAAUUUUGUCGAUGUCGUCGUCGUCGUCGGCUUCGGAUGAUGACGAAAUUGAGACCACGUAUGAGGAACCUAAGACAGAAGGCAAGAAACGGAAGGCGAAAACCCGCUCACCAAGACCCUCGGUCUCUCAACCUCAGUAUGUUCCGUAUGCAUCGGGCGACAUGUGUAGUCUCUGCCACACGAAUCACGCAGACAACGGAGGGGAAUGUGGGAUGACAAGAAACUCGCAAGAUCUCGUUGCGUUCCGAUUGGCGUUGAUGACCGAUGACGACGACGAGGAUAUCGAAGUCAGGAGAGCUGCAAUCAAGGCUAUCGACGAAACACUUGCUCGACGGGGCGACGGUCAUCUCCUCUACAGACAACCGCUCUUCCUGCUUGAUAAGCAGCCAGCUCAACACUCAACUGCCAAUUCAUCAUCUACGAGCCACCACCAACCCGUUGUGCCUACAAUAUACUAUGCCGCAAACGCUCCAGCCGCUCCCGUUGCACCACCUAUUCCAACACAUCACACCUCAGUCUUCCCCAGCACUAGCCAGAUAGUAAUGCACAACCCCGAGCUCAGUAGGCCGAAGCCGAAGAAGCACAAGAAACCAUUCCAGUGUCCUGUUUGUGAUCAACAGACAUACCAUCUAGUCAAGGAUUGCCCGAUUGUUAACCUUGGGUCUCGUAGAAUCGCCGUGGAAAUCGCUCGUCUUGACAAGGAUCCCACCAAGGCUGGUGUCGUCGACAUCUUGCGAACUAUAUACGCUAGGUCGGUCAAGAGUGAAAAAGCCCUUGGAAAUCCAUCCACUUAG
Molecule: messenger RNA, 5205 nt
Organism: Pleurotus ostreatus (oyster mushroom)
Lineage: Eukaryota; Fungi; Basidiomycota; Agaricomycetes; Agaricales; Pleurotaceae
Exons: 25
Coding region: 1-5205 (1734 amino acids)
Biological process (GO): chromatin remodeling; negative regulation of transcription by RNA polymerase II
Cellular component (GO): chromatin; nucleus
Molecular function (GO): chromatin binding; histone binding; DNA binding
Source: RefSeq, a predicted model, not a curated record